Solea senegalensis (Senegalese sole) is the source of this 2785-nucleotide messenger RNA. RefSeq names its product zinc transporter ZIP1-like. The coding region runs from base 228 to 1208 and encodes 326 amino acids. Gene Ontology annotation, cellular component: plasma membrane. The record is from RefSeq and is a predicted model, not a curated record. Gene Ontology annotation, molecular function: zinc ion transmembrane transporter activity. The transcript has 4 exons. Lineage: Eukaryota; Metazoa; Chordata; Actinopteri; Pleuronectiformes; Soleidae. Gene Ontology annotation, biological process: zinc ion transmembrane transport.
GUCACCAAGCACUUCCCGGACUAAAGUGUGGAAAGUCAGCGAGAAGAAAGGAACCGUGUUAUGCCUUUAAACAGUGGAGAGUUCUGGACUUUAAUGUGAUCAUCUGGACUUUCAUGUGAUCAUCUGGACUUUCAUGUGAUCACCUGAAGACUCGAUGGCAGGACUUUGAGACUCGCUCCACCCACGGCCUGACAAACAGAGCAGGUGCAGAGAAACUGGAAUCAAAGAUGGCGUCCUCUGUCCUCCUGUCUCCUGGGAAGACAGCGGCGCUGCGGGUCGACCCGGCCAACGUCCCGACCCUGGAGGUCAAACUGGGAGCACUGGCGGUGCUGCUGUCCGUCACACUGCUGUUUGGGUUCGCCCCGCUCUGCAUCGUUCGGGGGUCGGGGCGCUGCAGCGUGGACCCAGAUCUGCAACGUCGACUGCUCAGUCUGAUCAGCUGUUUCGCUGGCGGAGUUUUCUUUGCCACUUGCCUGCUGGACCUGCUGCCGGACUACCUGCAGGCCAUCGACGAGGCCUUCAGCAACGCAGGGAUCACACUCCAGUUCCCUCUGCCCGAGUUCAUCGUGGCCAUGGGCUUCUUCCUGGUCCUGGUCCUGGAGCAGAUCAUCCUGGCCUUCAAGGACCAGUCAUCGUCACAUGUGGAGGAGCGUCGGUCUCUGCUGGUGGACUCCAGUGUCCAGGCAAGCGACCGAAACCAUCACCACCGUCGAGGAUCCAGGGACAGUGAAGGUGGCCACUUCCACGUGGACUUCAGCUCUCAGUCAGCCCUCCGCGCCUUCAUCCUGGUCUUCUCGCUCUCUCUGCACUCCGUGUUCGAGGGGUUGGCGGUGGGGCUGCAGGAGGAGGGGAAGGAGGUUUUGGAGAUCUGCCUGGCGCUGAUAAUCCACAAGAGCAUCAUCUCCUUCAGUCUGGCCUUGAAGCUGUCCCAGAGCCGUCUGAGGCGGUCUGUGGUGGCCGGCUGCCUUCUGCUGUUCGCAGUCAUGUCUCCUCUGGGCAUCGGCCUGGGCAUCGGUCUCACCGACACCAGAGCGCACCAGCUGGCUCGCUCCACACUGGAGGGACUGGCCACGGGAACCUUCAUCUACAUCACCUUCAUGGAGAUCCUGCCCCACGAGCUCAGCUCGCCCAGACACCGCAUGCCCAAGGUGGCCAUGCUGCUGCUGGGCUUCGCUGUGGUGACCGCUGUGCUCUUCAUCAAACUGUAGCCAUGGCAACGCAGAGAAUCGGCAAGAGUUUGCGCAUUUGACGACAAUCUUGUCUCCCUGAUGCUACGUUUUUAUAGAAACAAGGCAACAAACCUCAGUCUGCUUCAUGAGGCCCGAGGUACAGAAACCAAAAUCCAGUCACAUUCACAAACACACUGUUAAAUUCAGCCAAAUACGAUGUUCAUUAUCAAUCCGAUACCAGAUUGCAUAUCAAAAACACGUACGUCAAAUAAAAGAGCGGAAAAGCCAAGCGGUUUGGUAAAAUUUGGUAAAAAAGACCUGCCUGGCUAACACCCGAAUGAGUCACCCCCCCGCUUUCAAGAGGUGUGACCAAUGGACGUAGAUCAAUAUGCUUCUCUACGCAAUUGGGCAAACCUGCAACCACUCAGAGCAAUGAGCUGGACGACUUAUGCACGUGACAGUAAUGGUGUCUCACGGCUUUUUACUGGGGAGCUUAAAAGUGGAAUCAGCCAUGUUGGACGUAUACAAAUGCUGCUAGACAUCGCGUCUCUGUCGCCAUCCUUCUAAACCCGCCUCUAGUGCACCACGCCAGUAGUUUGGGAUUAGUUCCGCCCUUUUUUUCCUUUUUUUUUCUUUAGUUGAUCCCGUAGUUGGCCAAAGCGGCGUCGUUGCCGGACACAUCUGCAGAAUCGCUGGCCGAGAGAUACUCAAGUCUCUGAUAAUGGCAUCGGAAAUGGUGAUGAAAAAGUUGAUCGGGGACCAUAUACUGAAUUGACGCAAACUGGAUUUGAAAAUCAGGGAUUAUUUCCUGUGUCCGCGUAGAACUGUUAAAAAAAAAUAAAACUUUUUACCAGAUAGUCUGGUAAUGUGACCCGAGUCGUAAAUGCAUUUUCCGAUGUAAAUGGAACGCAGCAUUAGCAUGCGGCUAGUUGUUAGCAUUCCUAAUCUCCGUGAAAGAUUCUAAUCAUUUUAGCUGUCCUCGUCAGUCCAGCAAAUUUAUCGGCCUGGAUUUCGCAAAUUAUUAUUUAAAUUUGUUUUGGUCUCUGUUUUCUUCUAUUAUUUCCGGGUAUUAGCCGUGGGGGUGGGGCAGAGAACCCUGGUCUGUGUUAGUCCGACUUUGGGAAAUCUGUUUUAAUACAUUUUCACUCAUGUUUAUCUGUAGUUUUGUAGUCUGAUUUCAGUUGAUGAGAUAUUAAUUGUUUGUUUCUUGACUGAAUGACUCAAAUAUGUAUAUAUUUGAGUCAUUCAGUCAAGAAGUGGAUCAAAAAGGUUUUUUUUUGUGGAAAUGAAACCAAACUGUAAUAAAAAAAAAAACAGUUUCCAAAAAACCUCCAGCCUUAAAAUUCACACGUUUUUAUUUUUAAAGGGAAAAAUAUAUAUAUAUAUAUAUUUCGGCGACUUUGAUUAAUUUAAUUUCCAUGAUGCCAAAGGAGUGCAGACGAUAUUCUUUAUGAAAUCAUCUUUUUUUGUGUGUGAUGACAUUAACGUGUGGUUUUUAAAUCACUGACAAAAGUGUAUUUUUGUAAUUCUGUCACCAAAGGACCAGAGAGCUGAAUGUGUGCAGUGUAAUAUUUGUUUUUGUGAAACAACAUGAAAGAAUUAAACAGAAAAUUGUU